Candida albicans SC5314 is the source of this 825-nucleotide messenger RNA. RefSeq lists its product as uncharacterized. The record is from RefSeq and is a predicted model, not a curated record. The coding region runs from base 1 to 825 and encodes 274 amino acids. NCBI's taxonomy places the organism in Eukaryota, Fungi, Ascomycota, Pichiomycetes, Serinales, Debaryomycetaceae. The transcript has a single exon.
AUGUCGUUCAACAGAGUUGAAACAUUCAUACUACAUCGAAUAUUUGUUGAUUUAAACAAAGAUCUUUUCGAAAAAAUCACCCAAGAACCAAUUGUAUCCAGGGUGAAAACAGGGUCUAAAUACAUUCCUUAUGAAUAUAUUGUUCAAUCACCAACAACAACCAUUUUAAAAAAUCAAAUUGCCGUGUAUAAUGCCAUCAGUGAAAAGAUUCAAGAAUUACCCAUUACUGAAAACAAUUUUGAAUUAAUCAUCUAUGGUCUUGAAUAUCAAUAUUUACAUUUAAAAUUCAGGACAUUAGAAAGAAAAGAUGUUGUUGAUAUCAUUGGUUAUGUUAUUAGUACAAGUGAUGGCAAGUUUGGUAUUACAAACUUGGUGGAAUCAAUACAACUCAUAAUCGAUCCCAAAUUACGUGUUGUAGUAGAUGAUUUUGCCUCAUUUACCAAGACAUUCCCCAAUUUGACGAAAACUUCAUUGAAUCAUGCUUUAGCAAUAACUUAUGCUUAUGGAAUUUUUUUUUAUCCCGUGGUCCAUAAUGUCCUUAAUUGUACUAAAAAUGUUAAAUUAAUGAGAGAUUUUAUGAGAUAUUAUUAUCUUCGAUAUUUACAAAAUCCUAAUGAUGAAUUUAUUGAUAUUACUCAAGAAGCUUAUAAUUUUUGUAAAGAAAAUUUCCCCAAUGAUAUUGAACAGAAAACUAAUCAAGUUAUUGAUGAAAUGACUUUAUCGGUUUUAUCUAGUACUUUAGGUUUACUUGAUUCAUUAGAGACUAGUAAAUUAGAAUAUAAACAAAGAAGAAUUGGUUAUCAAUAUACUCGAGGUUCAUUAUAA